Cladophialophora immunda is the source of this 1476-nucleotide messenger RNA. RefSeq lists its product as uncharacterized. The record is from RefSeq and is a predicted model, not a curated record. Lineage: Eukaryota; Fungi; Ascomycota; Eurotiomycetes; Chaetothyriales; Herpotrichiellaceae. The transcript has 5 exons. Bases 1 to 1476 code for a protein of 491 amino acids. Gene Ontology annotation, molecular function: monooxygenase activity; oxidoreductase activity, acting on paired donors, with incorporation or reduction of molecular oxygen.
AUGGGAUCCCUGGUACCGCCGAAGAAACAAUGGAUCAUGAAUGCCUUUGCCAUGAGCUCGCCCGGCCACGUGAAUGCAGGGCUUUGGAGGCAUCCGCGGAACAGAUGCCAGGAAUACCACAACGUUGAUUAUUGGAUUGAGCUUGCUCGGAUUCUCGAGAAGGGCAAAUUCCACGGCAUCUUCAUUGCAGAUAUGCUGGGCGCCUACGACGUAUACAAAGGUCCCGAGAACAUCGACCCGGUCCUACCUGGUGCUGCUCAAUUCCCCAUCUCAGACCCCUUCCUGGCCGUCGCAGCCAUGGCGGCGGUGACGAAGUCGCUGUCCUUCGGCAUCACGUCGUCCACGACGUACGAACAUCCCUUCGCGCUGGCCCGCCGCUUCUCAACGCUGGACCACCUGACCCGUGGCCGUGUCGGCUGGAACGUCGUCACAAGUUAUCUCGACAAUGCGGCCAAGAAUUUCGGGCUGGACACCCAGAUACCGCACGACACGAGAUACAAGAAAGCCGACGAGUAUCUCAACGUGGCGUACAAGCUCUGGGAAGGGUCCUGGAGAGAUGACGCCGUGGUGCAAGACGCAAAGGCAGGCCAGUAUAGCGUCCCUGGCCGCGUCAGGCGCAUUGAUCAUCAAGGGGAAUGGUUUAAAUGCGCCGGACCUCACACGGUCGAACCGUCGCCACAGCGGACGCCCUUUAUUUUCCAGGCAGGCACCAGCACGGCAGGCAAGGUGUUCGCCACCAGGCACGCCGAGGCCAUGUUCAUCCCCGGUAUGGACAUCGUCGCCAUCCGAAAGGGAGUCGACGCGAUCCGCAAUCUGGCCUCCGAGAUUGGUCGCGAGCCGGGGAGCAUUAAAUUGAUAGCCGGUGUUCACAUCAUAGUCGACGAAACGGACGAGAAGGCUCAAGCCAAGCACGCCGAAUAUCUCUCCUACGCAGACCUCGAGGGCACUCUCGCCCUGUUCGGAGGCUGGUUCGGCGUCGACAUCUCCCAUUGGGGCGACGACGAGGACUUUCGGUUCGCGCCCGGCUUUCCCGGUGCCAUCCAAGGAAUGUUGGAGGCGUGGACGGCGACCGUCCCCGGCGGCGAGGGCAUCAAGUGGACCAAAUCCCGCAUCGCCCGGGAACUGGCACUCGGCGGUCCGCAUCUCAAAGCAAUCGGGUCGCCGACCACCGUGGCCGAUGUCUUACAGAAGCUGGUCGACGAGGCCGGCGUCGACGGAUUCAAUAUCUCCUACGCUGUCUCGCCUGGGGAUUUCCAAGACAUCGCCCAGUACCUCUUCCCCGAGCUGAGGCGGCGAGGUGUAUUCUGGGACGACUACGCCGUGCCUGGAGGGACCACCCGCGAGAAUUACAGCGCAGACGAUCGAGGGAAAAGAGUCAGGGAGGAUCACCCGGCGUCCAAGUACAGGUGGAGAGCGGGCGAAUCGGAUCCGGAAUACGCCAAGCACCAAGCCGUUGCCGUGGAUGGGAACACGUAA